GUGUUUUCCUCUCGCCACUGAUUGAAAGAAGGAAGCAGAGAGAGAAAGGGAGAGAAGGUGCAGGUUCUGGGGUCGAUUUGUCAAUGUGAUUAGGUAAACGUCGUUUCAAGUGCACGCAUUCACUUGACCUUUAUCUCUUUCUCAACAGAAGUAGACCCGUUUCUUCUGUUCUGCAACGCUCGGAUCCUUCAACCAGCCAUAUACACGUUGUUGUUUUUUCAGGAAAACUGCUAACUUUCUAUUUAAAAAUAAAAAUAUCAGAUUGCUUUUUUCCCCCUUCAAACAGUUUCGAGGUGAUGUAAUCGUUCUGUGUUUUGGUUGGUAUUGUGUCGGAGCUCUGGGAGGACUGCAGCCAGGCAACUUGCGGCUGAGACAGACGGGGAAGUCAGGGAAAUCAGGUGCAGAGAGCGGCUUUCAUUUCCGUGCUGUCGCGGGUGGCUGGGUCCGCCACCCAGUCACAGCUGUUCCCAUCCUCUCCAAUUCCCCCUCCCUCUAUCACUACAUCCCUCCUCUCUCUCACUCCCCCUCACCGCUUCCCUUUCAUUCAACUCUCUCCAUCUCCCUCUGAGCUGGACCGCUCCGGGCUUUUCUCCACUCUACUGGACACUGUUGUUCGGUGUCCCCCGGGCCAGAGACUUCGUGACCCAUCGUGCGGUAGUAGCCAUGACCGAGCCCGCCCUGCAGCACCCGGCGCCCGCAGAGCCCCCUUCUCCACGCCGCCCUCGCCUCCAGCCCGUCCAGGUACCCCGCCUCCCACAGCGCCUUACCUUGCCUCGCAGGGACUAGAGACCUCUUUCUGCGUCUCAUAUCUUCAAAUUCGUCUAAUGUGGAAUUCUCUCAGAAGAAAGUUAUUGACCUAGUAUAAGCCUUAUUGUAGCACCAAAACACCAGGACGAACGUGAAUUACACAUAACGUAGCGGGGGAGUCGAUUGGACUUCAGCAGCUGUGAGCCGUGACGGCGCUUUCACCUGUUCCUCUCAAGCCCGGAGGCUACAGCUGUUUGAUGCCCUAACCUCUCCCCGCGCUCCGCCCCUCCCAGCUCCACCAGCCAUAGUGACAGCCAAGAAAGGUAGCCCUCUGGUCACAGUGGCACGGCCACCCCGCCCCGCCACACCCCACCCACCGCAAGCCGAUGCCAACGAGAGUGUCUGCUGACUCUUUGACCCUCCACUCCAUCCAACGGAUUAUAAACACACAAGUGAACUCUCCGGACUGUCGGACCGGCUCUGACCGACAAGGAGACUGACUCUGGGCGAAGUUCCGUAGUGGAGGGGGGAAGAGAUGCGGUCCCUUCUCUCAACGCUCGCUGUCUUAUGUAUCCAGAUGUUGCUGGUGAUGUGCAAUCCAUUGCAGCAGGUGUUUGGCGUGGAUGGGGUUAACUUCAGCGUGCACGUGGAGAAACAGACCCGGGUGAGAGAUGCUAUGAGCCGGCGGCACCACCGGGUCUACCAGCUCUACAGCCGCACAAGCGGCAAACACGUCCAGGUGCUGGGUAGACGCAUCAGUGCCCGCGGAGAGGACGGAGACAAAUAUGCCCAGCUUGUAGUGGAGGCUGACACCUUUGGUAGCCAGGUGAGAAUCCGCGGCAAAGAGACCAACUUCUACCUGUGCAUGAACCGCCGCGGCAAGCUGGUGGGAAAGAAGGCCAGUAAUAAAAGUGAAGACUGCGUGUUUGUAGAAAAGGUUCUGGAGAACCACUACACCGCACUAAUGUCGGCGCGAUACGCCGGCUGGUACGUGGGCUUCACCAAGCGGGGGCGCCCUCGCCGCGGCCCCCACACGCUGCCCAACCAGCAGGACGUCCACUUUAUGAAGCGCUUCCCACCCGGGGAGUACCCCGAAACCACGCCCUUCCGCUUCACAACGGUCAACAAGAGGAGUAAGAGGGUCCGUGCCCCUGGGACCCGCUAGCAGAUAACGGCUAGCAUCCAUCUACUGCCCAUUGCCUGUACCUGUUUAUCCACUAACCACUAAUGGGAUAACAUUGACCCUUCCUCUGGACUUUAAUACAUGAUAAGUGGCUAAUUAGCGCAAUUGGACCCGGCUAACAUCCACUGCACCUGUUCCUGAAGCUAAUAGAUAAUGGACCAGUGCUACACAAACACUCCUUACCACCUGACCCCACCUACUGGGACAACAUGUACUCUCCUCCAGACCCUGGCUGGUAGGCCUACUAACUGGGCUAGUACCACAGUACACCCACUAACUUGACACUUGUCCCUACUAGCUGUCACUGCCCCAGGCUUCACUAUUUCCAUCCAUUGACUGAAGGCCACUAAUAAUAACUUUAUUUGUAAAGCGCUUUUCAAUACAAGUAACAAAGUGCUUCACAUCAUGAAAUAAUCAAAUGAAAGUACUAACAAAAUAGAACAAGCCUAUAGCUUGUUCUAGGUGGUGAUUGACUCCGACGCCAGGACAGCGGAGUCAAUCACCACCUUCCGGAGACACC
Salvelinus sp. IW2-2015 is the source of this 2450-nucleotide messenger RNA. NCBI's taxonomy places the organism in Eukaryota, Metazoa, Chordata, Actinopteri, Salmoniformes, Salmonidae. The record is from RefSeq and is a predicted model, not a curated record.